CCGCAGGGAGCGCGGGGCCCGCGGGGGUAGAGGAGCGAGGGAGGCCCCGGGCCCGGUCCCCGCCGGUCCCUCGGUGCUCCCCGGGCCGCGCCGCCGAGCCCGGCCGGGGCCGCUGCCUGCGCCAGGUGAAGGCGCUGCGUGCCCCGGGUCCGUCCUUACCCGCUUAGCGGGCAGCGCCGCCCCGCUGCCCUUGCCCCGUGCUGCCCCUCCGGCCGGAGGGACCCCCGGCCCCGCUGGGUGCCGGGCUGGACAUCGCUGCCCACCUGGUGCCCCGCGCUUCCCCGCCCAUGGAGUCUGAGAUGCUGCAGUCGCCUCUCCUGGGGCUCGGGGAGGAGGAUGAGUCCGACCUGACGGACUGGAACUUGCCCCUGGCCUUCAUGAAGAAGAGGCACUGCGAGAAGAUCGAGGGCUCCAAGUCUUUGGCUCAGAGCUGGAGGAUGAAGGACCGGAUGAAGACUGUAAGUGUUGCCUUAGUUUUGUGCCUCAACGUCGGCGUGGACCCCCCAGAUGUGGUGAAAACAACUCCCUGUGCCCGCCUGGAGUGCUGGAUUGAUCCUCUGUCCAUGGGGCCUCAGAAAGCUCUGGAGACCAUCGGGGCCAACCUGCAGAAGCAGUAUGAGAACUGGCAGCCCAGGGCCAGGUACAAGCAGAGCCUGGACCCCACGGUGGACGAGGUGAAGAAGCUGUGCACGUCGCUGCGCCGCAACGCCAAGGAGGAGCGCGUGCUGUUCCACUACAACGGGCACGGCGUGCCCCGGCCCACGGUCAACGGAGAGAUCUGGGUCUUCAACAAGAACUACACCCAGUACAUCCCCCUGUCCAUCUACGACCUGCAGACCUGGAUGGGGAGCCCUUCCAUCUUCGUCUACGACUGCUCCAAUGCCGGCCUGAUUGUCAAGUCCUUCAAGCAGUUUGCACUACAGAGAGAGCAGGAGCUGGAGGUGGCUGCCAUAAACCCCAACCACCCCCUUGCCCAGAUGCCUCUGCCCCCCUCCAUGAAGAACUGCAUCCAGCUGGCAGCCUGUGAGGCCAACGAGCUGCUGCCCAUGAUCCCAGACCUGCCUGCAGACCUGUUCACCUCCUGCCUCACCACCCCCAUCAAGAUCGCGCUGCGCUGGUUCUGCAUGCAGAAGAGUGUCAGGCUGGUGCCAGGAGUCACGCUGGAUUUAAUAGAGAAGAUUCCUGGGAGGCUGAAUGACAGGAGAACCCCCCUGGGGGAGCUGAACUGGAUCUUCACAGCCAUCACAGACACCAUUGCCUGGAACGUCCUGCCCAGAGAUCUUUUCCAGAAGCUCUUCCGGCAGGACCUGCUGGUGGCCAGCUUGUUCCGGAACUUUCUGCUGGCAGAGAGGAUCAUGAGGUCCUACAACUGCACCCCCGUCAGCAGCCCCAGGCUGCCCCCCACCUACAUGCACGCCAUGUGGCAAGCCUGGGACCUCGCUGUUGACAUCUGCCUCUCCCAGCUGCCCACCAUCAUCGAGGAGGGAACUGCCUUCAGGCACAGCCCCUUCUUCGCCGAGCAGCUCACGGCCUUCCAGGUGUGGCUGACCAUGGGCGUGGAGAACCGCAACCCCCCGGAGCAGCUGCCCAUCGUGCUGCAGGUGCUGCUGAGCCAGGUGCACCGGCUGCGAGCGCUGGAUCUGCUGGGGAGGUUCCUGGACCUGGGGCCCUGGGCUGUCAGUCUGGCCCUCUCUGUUGGCAUUUUCCCCUAUGUGCUGAAGCUCCUGCAGAGCUCAGCCCGUGAGCUGAGACCUCUCCUUGUGUUCAUCUGGGCCAAGAUCCUGGCAGUGGACAGUUCGUGCCAGGCUGACCUGGUGAAGGACAAUGGGCACAAGUAUUUCCUCUCAGUCCUGGCAGAUCCUUACAUGCCAGCUGAGCACAGGACAAUGACAGCGUUCAUCCUGGCUGUGAUUGUCAACAACUACAACACUGGGCAGGAAGCCUGCCUGCAGGGGAACCUGAUAGCGAUCUGCCUGGAGCAGCUGAACGAUCCCCACCCGCUCCUCAGGCAGUGGGUGGCCAUUUGUCUGGGGAGGAUCUGGCAGAACUUCGACUCAGCCAGGUGGUGUGGAGUGAGAGACAGCGCCCAUGAGAAGCUCUACAGCCUCCUCUCAGAUCCAAUCCCAGAGGUUCGCUGUGCUGCAGUCUUUGCUCUGGGCACCUUCGUGGGCAACUCAGCGGAGCGCACGGACCACUCGACCACCAUCGACCACAACGUGGCCAUGAUGCUGGCCCAGCUCAUCAACGAUGGCAGCCCCAUGGUCCGCAAGGAGCUGGUGGUGGCCCUGAGUCACCUGGUGGUUCAGUACGAGAGCAAUUUCUGCACCGUGGCCUUGCAGUUCAUAGAGGAGGAGAAGAAUUACCCUCUCCCUUCUCCAGCUGCUCCAGAGGGCGGGAGCCUGACGCCGGUGCGGGACGGGCCCUGCACGCCGCGGCUGCGCUCCGUCAGCUCCUACGGCAACAUCCGCGCCGUCACCAGCGCCAGGAGCCUCAACAAGAGCCUGCAGAACCUCAGCCUCAACGAGGAGUCUGGAAGCUCUGUGGCCUUUUCCCCUGGGAACCUGAGCACGAGCAGCAGUGCCAGCAGCACGCUGGGCAGCCCUGAGAACGAGGAGUACAUCCUGUCCUUCGAGACCAUCGACAAGAUGAGAAGAGUCAGCUCCUACUCCUCCCUCAACUCCCUCAUAGGUGUGAGUUUCAACAGUGUGUAUACCCAAAUUUGGAGAGUGCUCCUUCACCUGGCUGCUGACCCCUAUCCUGACGUGUCCGACCUGGCCAUGAAGGUUCUCAACAGCAUUGCCUACAAGGCCACGGUCAACGCUCGCCCCCAGCGCAUCCUGGACACCUCCUCGCUGACCCAGUCGGCCCCUGCCAGCCCCACCAACAAGGGGAUGCACAUCCACCAAGUGGGCAAUACCCAGAGCCUGUCCCCCGUUCUGCCCCUCAGAGGGUCCCCUCCAACCACGAGCACGAGCAGCUCCAGCCUGACCAACGAGGUGCCCAAGCAGCCGGUGAGCCGGGACCUGGCGUCCGUGCGCCCCAGCGUCACCAACGUGGGGGUCCAGUACACCCCCCACUCCCACCAGUUCCCCAGGACAAGGAAAAUGUUUGACAAAGGCCCAGAACAGACAGCUGAUGAUGCUGAUGAUGCCGUGGGACACAAGAGCUUCAUCUCGGCCUCGGUGCAGACGGGGUUCUGCGACUGGAGCGCCAAGUACUUCGCCCAGCCCGUCAUGAAGAUCCCCGAGGAGCACGACCUGGAGAGCCAGAUCCGCAAGGAGCGCGAGUGGCGCUUCCUGCGCAACGCCCGCGUCAGGAAACAGGCCCAGAAGAUCAUCCAGAAGGGCAUCUCCCGGCUGGACGAUCAGAUCUUCCUCAACAGGAACCCGGGCGUGCCCUCCGUGGUGAAGUUCCACCCCUUCACCCCCUGCAUCGCUGUGGCUGACAAGGACAGCAUCUGUUUUUGGGACUGGGAGAAGGGGGAGAAGCUGGACUACUUCCACAACGGGAACCCUCGGUACACGCGGAUCACGGCCAUGGAGUACCUGAACGGGCAGGACUGCUCCCUGCUGCUCACUGCCACAGACGACGGUGCCAUCAGGGUGUGGAAGAACUUUGCAGACCUGGAGAAGAACCCAGAGAUGGUGACAGCCUGGCAGGGGCUGUCAGACAUGCUGCCAACCACACGAGGUCUGGCCCGAAGGGUGUCCAUCUAUCUGGACAGAAGCAAGCAGGGAGGAGCAGGGAUGGUGGUGGACUGGGAACAAGAAACUGGGCUCCUGAUGACCUCGGGAGACGUGAGGAUAAUCCGGAUCUGGGACACGGAUCGGGAAAUGAAAGUACAGGACAUUCCCACGGGAGCUGACAGCUGUGUCACCAGCCUGUCCUGUGACUCCCACCGCUCGCUGAUCGUGGCGGGGCUGGGCGACGGCUCCAUCCGCGUCUUCGACAGGAGGAUGGCCCUCAGCGAAUGCCGUGUCAUGACCUACCGGGAGCACACAGCCUGGGUGGUGAAGGCUUACCUGCAGAAGCACCCCGAGGGCAACAUCAUGAGUGUCAGUGUCAACGGCGACGUGCGCUUCUUCGACCCCCGCAUGCCCGAGUCCAUGAAGGUGCUGCAGAUUGUCAAGGGGCUCACGGCCCUCGACAUCCACCCCCAGGCCAACCUGUUUGCUUGUGGCUCCAUGAACCAGUUCACUGCCAUCUACAACGGGAACGGGGAGCUGAUCAACAACAUCAAAUACUACGACGGCUUCAUGGGCCAGAGAGUGGGAGCCAUCAGCUGCCUGGCCUUCCAUCCCCACUGGCCCCACCUGGCCGUCGGCAGCAAUGACUUCUACAUCUCGGUGUACUCGGUGGAGAAGAGGAUCAGAUGACGGCGCCGGCCGAGCGGCCCCGGGGCUCCUGUACAUAGAGAAAUCAUCGACUUGAAUGUUUCGUGUUGGCUGCUGCUGCACCCCAUAACUUGAACAUUUGUUCUUCUGACUUAGCUACUGAUGGGUUUGACAAGGGGAAGAGACAAUCUCCUGGGUUUGUUUCGUUUUGUUUUCCAGCUAUAUCCUCUCAAAGCUGCAGAAAAGGAACAUUUAUUUUUGUUUCCAGUGGUUGGCUUCUCUGUCAGAAACACGGCUCCUGAGCGUGGAAGGACUUGGAUGAGGCAACGCCCUUGAGAAGGGUCUUGUUUUAGUCUUUGUUCCUUGUUUUGCUGCGGUGUGAGUUCUUCAAGGACUGUCAGGACUCGCCUCCAGCUCCACAGGACCCUCCAGCUGCUGCCAGCCCUGUGCCAAACCCAAUUCCUGGGCCAGGGCAGCCACCCCAGCAGGGGAUGUGGCUGCCAGGGAGGCAGGGCAGCAUGAACCUCCUCCUCCUCCCUGCCUGCAGCCUGCUCCCCACUGGAGGCAAGGACAGAUGGGGACUGGUGGCCUGGGCAGGCAGGGGUCCCGCAGGAGGGGCUCAGGGAGAUGGCAGCAGCAGGGCAGGACGUCCCACGCCGUAAAGCUGCACGUGAGGAAGAGGAGGGAGGAAAGGGAACGAAGAUCUCCAACGUCCCCACGAGCCUGGAGCACGUCACCGGUGUCACCACGUUGCACCCAAGCCCGUGAGGAGCUGGGGGCACCUCGGGCACUGCCCCUCCUGCUGCCACUGUCCCUGUGCCACCGGGAGCUGCAGAGCCACCCAGCCUGGGCUCCCUGUGCCCCCACGGCUGCUGGGCACCCAGGAGAGGCCAGGCGUGGGCACCUGGAGCUGCACACCACGGCUGGGGCUCACCUGCCCCCGGGGAAGCAGGCAGGGAAGCACCUGGGCAUGGGGAACGGCUGAGGAGGAGGAGGAGGAAGGCAGCUCUGAGCAAAGCCACCUCGUCCCAGCUGUGCAGCAGAGCCUGCUCCACCUCUGCACUUUCCACGUGUGAAUAAUGAAUGUUUUGUCCCCUGGGCUCCCUUCUGGGGCUGCAGGUGGGUGUGGGAAGGGAGAGCACAGCCGAGGGACAGGUUUCCUUCCAGAGGGGCAGAACUCACUGCAGGAAUUCCCAGUGGUCCCCCAGCAGUGCCACGGGAUCUGCAGGCUCCACAAAGUGAGGGAAGGGCUCAGAACCCCUCUGAACUGCCAGCUGUGCAGGGGGAUGCAGUGAGGGAGGGGCUCAGAACCCCUCUGAACUGCCAGCUGUGCAGGGGAUGCAGUGAGGGAAGGGCUCAGAACCCCUCUGAACUGCCAGCUGUGCAGGGGAUGCAGUGAGGGAAGGCUCAGAGCCCCUCUGUCCUGGGCUGGCCCUGCCUGCACCUCUGCCCCGUGCCCUCCGUGCUGCUGCUGGCCCUGGCACCGUGUCCCUGUGUGCUGAGGCCACCCCGAGGUGCCACAGGCUCAGGGGCUGUGCCUUGGAGAGGUCCCCAAGCAUCAGCGCCGUCCCCAUCAGGGAUCACAUCCCAGGAUAAUGAAUCAAAGGCUUUAAACUUCAAAAAAAACUACCUAAAACCCCACUUGUAAGUUACCCAAAGUUAAUUAUGGUCUAACAGAGCUGUGCCUCUUCCCGGGCUGCCCGCGGGGGUGGAAGCAGAGUUUGGGAUCUCACGUAACCCCUUAACAUUCACAGCUUCAAAAACAAUAGAUUUUUAACUGCUAUCAGUGUAUUUGUGAAAGGAACAGGACAUUCCUGGCGUGGUGGGAGCUGCUGCUCCUGCCUGGCUCUGGUGCAGCCCCACGUCCAGAAGGGUGAGGAUUUUAAGGAGUUUGGGCUGUUGGGCUUUUACCUGAGCGUGUGGGCUGUGCUUCCACAGGUCUGCUGCAGAGAUUCAAUCAUGGGUCACAGAGUUUAACCAGCGAUCUGGAGAGCGUCCUACCUUCAAAGUUCACUUAUCUCUAUUUAUUUUACAAAAAUAAAGUUUAAAAUAAAAUAUAUAUAAAACCCCCCACACGAUUGUAAUGUGAGAGUAAAAACGAUUACAGACAAAUAAAUGGUUAAUAAAAAAUAAAUGCAGAAACA
Messenger RNA from Passer montanus (Eurasian tree sparrow), 6478 nucleotides. RefSeq names its product regulatory associated protein of MTOR complex 1 (gene RPTOR). The record is from RefSeq and is a predicted model, not a curated record. NCBI's taxonomy places the organism in Eukaryota, Metazoa, Chordata, Aves, Passeriformes, Passeridae. Gene Ontology annotation, biological process: positive regulation of protein serine/threonine kinase activity; regulation of autophagy; cellular response to amino acid stimulus. Gene Ontology annotation, cellular component: TORC1 complex; cytoplasm. The coding region runs from base 288 to 4376 and encodes 1362 amino acids. The transcript has 35 exons. Gene Ontology annotation, molecular function: protein binding; protein-macromolecule adaptor activity.